Puntigrus tetrazona (Sumatra barb) is the source of this 2176-nucleotide messenger RNA. It is a transcript of the gene cldn23.1, whose product is annotated as claudin 23.1. Gene Ontology annotation, molecular function: structural molecule activity. The record is from RefSeq and is a predicted model, not a curated record. Bases 51 to 860 code for a protein of 269 amino acids. NCBI's taxonomy places the organism in Eukaryota, Metazoa, Chordata, Actinopteri, Cypriniformes, Cyprinidae. Gene Ontology annotation, biological process: cell adhesion; bicellular tight junction assembly. The transcript has a single exon. Gene Ontology annotation, cellular component: plasma membrane; bicellular tight junction.
CAGACACUCUCGACUCGCUUCAGAAAGAGACAGCAGCUCAACCCUCAGCCAUGCGGACUCCGGGGAUCCUGAUUUUCGGCAUGGUCCUGGCCCCCUGUGGAUGGAUCCUUGACCUAACCAGCACAGUCGCGCCCAACUGGCGCACCAUCAACAACCUGGCGAACGAAGCUUCGGAUCUGGUGGUGGAACAGGGAAUCUGGGACAUCUGCAGGACCUACACAACGUCCAGAACCCAACAGUGCAACAAUCAAGGCAACGACCAGAUUUAUUUUAACAGCCAGAUCAUUCCGAUCGCUAAAGGAAUGAUGGUCGCGUCGUUGAUUGUGACGGCGCUUGGCCUUGCGGUGGCAACACCCGGAGUUAGAUGCUGGAGGGAAAGACCCAGAUGGAUACUGGCUUCUUUGGGUGGACUCCUUAUCUUCUGCUCCGGAGUCCUGACCAUCAUUCCCAUUGCGUGGUACACUAAUAUCCUCAACAGCAUCAAUUCCACCUCCGUCAAAAGAGAUCCAAACAGACCGGAUGACAUUCGAGUGGGAUACUGCAUCAUUUUGGGCUACAUCGGAGGCAUCAUGGAGGUCCUCGGGGGUUUCGUGAUGUUCCUCGGGAUUUGCUCUUGCUGCGGUGGACGCAAUCGCGGAGAAAAGCCUCGAAGCACCACAACAUGGCGGCCGGCAACGGAAAGACCCACUCCUCUGCCCAGGGUUAACAUGCACAGAACCUACAGCAAGAGCACCGAAAGCAGCGUGCCGUACUCGCAGAAGUCCCUGGACGACGACCUGGACUUCCCAAGAGCCAAGCCCCGAGACAGAGGAUCCGUCAACACGUCCUACACCGGAAGACCUUACGAUGCCGAUCUGUGAAACUGCUAACUUAGUCGAUACAUGCUGUGAACAUUUUGUGAGAUGUAACAACUGCUAAAGACCUGAGGGACGUUUGAACAACUGCACUAAAUUAAGGUUCUUUCUUGUCACCUGUGGUUCCAUUUAGAACAUCCUUUGGAUUGCAGAGAUCGCAAAGUUCUCUAUAUGUAGAUUUAUAGGGUACAAUAGAAGAUUUUGUUUUGUUUUCAAUGAUAGGUUCCCAAGAAGGUUCUUCUAUGGCAGUGGUUCCCAACCAUGUUCCUGGAGGCCAACCUACACUGCACAUUUUGAAUCUGUUCUUCGUCUGAAACACUUUUUCAAGUCUCAGAGUCUCACACCGUGUGUGUGUGUGUUUGAUUAAAGAGACAUGGAAAACAUUUAGUGUACGUGGUUGGGAAACACUGUUCUAUGGAAUCACUGCACAACAAAAACUUUAUUUCUAAGAGUGCAGAUGACUCGAUGCACCAGUCUUUUUCUUACUUUAACAAGUAUUUUACGUGUUUACAGCAGUUACUGAUUGUGCUAGCCUGUUGCACUUUUAAGCUAAGCGAAAUGAAGGUUUUUAGAGUUGUAAAUACAAAAACUGUAACUUCCAGUAGCAGAUGCAGGUUAAAAUCAACUCAUGCAUCUUAAUGGAAGAUAUAAGCUGUUGAUAUAUCACUAUAAUAAAGCAAGAUAAAAAUGAGCUCAUCUGAACAACGAAUGGUGCAAUAUUUUCUUUUGCUGUGGAAAAACAAUCUGAAGUCAGUCAAAAGAGGUCUGCAAUGCUGUGUAACUAGUAAUACUGGUUGUUUCAGUUUUAUCUUCAUUGCACGCUGGGCAGCAUGUUUGAAUUGUCAGCUGAUUCAUGAGUCAUGUGAACAAUGAAGCGAUAGACACGAAGUAUAUUCCUCCAAAAAAAUCAAAUCAAAUCAAGUUUGCUGUGGUAAAUACCUAGAUUUUUGUUUUUGCAUUUAUAUAUUGAUAUCGCAUAUACUUUCCGCCGUUGUGUAAUAAAUGUUCAGCUGCUUCUUGUAGGACAGUGAGCAUAUCUUCAGUCUGGAAGUACAAAACAAAGUUGCCUGUUUCACAACAAAUGUAUUACAACAAUAAAUUAAUAAAGUUAAUUAUUAACUUUAAAACAGUGCAAAUGAGCUUAAAUAUUCUUACACCAUCCAGAUCAAGGAAGAAGGGGGUAAAUAAGAUUAUAAUAACUUGAUUUUACUGUCAUUUCCCAUUGGGGUCAAGGUUUGUGUGGUUUCUAAAAAGCAAUACAUCAUCUGUAAUGGUGUUUUUAAAUGUUUUUUUGUAUUAAAGUACUAUUUAUUAAAAGCAAA